UUCAUACAAAAAACACUGCCAGUUAAAAGUGAGGUUCUUGGCAUGAACAAUUUAAACAAUAACAGUUUAAUAUAACACAUUUUUAAAUAACAAUGUUAAAUUAAUUAAAAAAGUUUAUUUUAUUAUACAGUUUAAUUUUUUUUUGAUUAUUUAUAUCAUUAUUAAUACAACUAUUAGAUCAAUUAAAUACUUGCAGUUAUUAUUCUGAUUAAAAAUGUUGUCAUAUAUGACUAAAAUUAGAGUAUGGUUGUGUGUACUAGUUGCCUGCAAAAUUACAUUGGCACUUAAUAAUGGAUUAGCUUUAACGCCACCAAUGGGUUGGCUUGCUUGGCAACGAUUCAGGUGUACUAUAGAUUGUGAUACUUUUCCAGACGAAUGUGUCAGUGAACAAUUAUUUAUGACUACAGCUGAUUUGUUAGUAAGUGAAGGCUAUGAUAAAGUUGGAUACAAAUAUGUUGUAAUUGAUGAUUGUUGGAUGACGCACAAUCGAACAGCAGAUGGAAAAUUACAAGCUGAUGAAAAACGAUUUCCACAUGGGAUUAAAGCUCUUGCUGAUUAUGUCCAUUCAAAAGGGUUAAAAUUUGGAAUUUAUGAAAGUGUUGGAACAAAAUCUUGUGAAGGAUAUGCUGGUAUUAAAGGUUAUGAAAAAAUUGAUGCUCAGACAUUUGCAGAAUGGGGAGUUGAUUAUGUGAAACUAGAUGGAUGCUACACAGAUGAACGAAAUAUGGACACAAAUUUUCCACAGUUUGGAAAAUAUUUGAAUGAAACAGGAAGACCGAUGAUUUACUCUUGUUGUUGGCCAUUUUAUCAAGAAGGUAAAGGAAUGCAGGUUAACUAUACACUAGUAUCUCAAUCCUGUAAUUUAUGGAGAAACUAUGGGGAUAUACAAGAAUCGUAUGCUUCUUUAUUUGAUGUACUUGAUAAUUUUGCGGUGAAACAAGAUAUUUGGGCUCAAUAUGCAGGUCCAGGACAAUGGAAUGACCCAGAUAUGUUAUUGAUUGGAAAUUUUGCAUUAAGUCACGAGCAAAGCCAAACACAAAUGGCUCUAUGGGCUAUAUUAGCUGCACCUUUAUUUAUGUCAAACAAAUUGUCUACUGUCCAACCAAAUUUCAAGAAAAUACUACAAAAUAUUGAAGUAAUUGGAGUAAAUCAAGAUAAACUUGGGAUACAAGGCAAAAGGAUCUAUAAGGACCAAGGAAUUGAGAUAUGGACAAAACCAGUCGAACCAAAAGAGAUAAAACACUAUUCGUAUGCAAUUGCUUUUGUUAGUCGUCGGACAAUGGGAACGCCAUUUUCAUACAAUAUUACAUUAAAUAAUUUAGGAUUAAAUAACCCAAAUGGAUACAAAAUUAAGAAUUUAUUUGACGAUAAUACUACAGUAAAGGUUUUAAAACCAAAUUCACUGCUCAAAGUUAAAGUAAACCCAUCAGGGGUGGUCUUAAUAAGAGCUAAUAUUAUUUCAAAAUAUGAUUACAUACAUGGUCCAUACUUUUGAUGACUUCUUCAUAUCAGGUAUAUGAAUACCUGUACUGGAACAGUGUACAUUAUAGAUAUGAGUUAAAUAGUUAGUAAAAUAAUCAAUAUUACCUACUAGUAAGUAAUUAGAAAAUCUAAAAAUUGGAAAAAUUGAAUAAAUAUUUUUGAACACAA
Molecule: messenger RNA, 1650 nt
Organism: Metopolophium dirhodum (rose-grain aphid)
Lineage: Eukaryota; Metazoa; Arthropoda; Insecta; Hemiptera; Aphididae
Product: alpha-N-acetylgalactosaminidase-like
Exons: 9
Coding region: 215-1495 (426 amino acids)
Biological process (GO): oligosaccharide metabolic process; glycoside catabolic process; glycosylceramide catabolic process
Cellular component (GO): cytoplasm
Molecular function (GO): alpha-galactosidase activity
Source: RefSeq, a predicted model, not a curated record